AUGGCUUCAUCAUCAAUAGUGAAUUCAUGGACAGAAUGGGGUACAUUAGAACUUAUAUGCGUAGGCACAGCUGAAGGUAUGUGUUAUCCCGAUGAAACUCCCUCGUACCCAUGGCAUACGGGAUCCUCUAAUAUGCGUCCGUAUAUUCGUGCAAUUUCUGGUCGACGACCUCGUCGUUGUAUCGACCAAGCACAAGCUCAGUUGGACAAUCUUACCGAAUUACUCCGGGCUGAAUCGAUCGUAGUUGCGAACUCUACAGAUGAAAUAUUCGACAAUAAUAUCGCACAAGUUAUGACUCGAAAACAAUCAUCAAUAGGUCAUAAUACAUUAGAAAAUACUGAUGGGAGAAUUAUCCAGAAGAGUAAGAUUGAUGUGUGCCGACCUUUAAAGGCACCAGAGGAGGAGCCGCUUUGUUUUAAUCAUCAGCUAUCUACACCACAUUUCAAAUCUCAAUAUCAGUUUGGUCUGGCAUGUCCACGGGAUGUUUUGAUUACGCUAGGUGACACAGUGUUAGAAGCACCGACAUCUGUUCACACCAGAUAUUUUGAAUCUGAGUAUUAUAAACCACUUCUUUAUUCAUUAUGGAAACGUGAUUCGAAUAUGAAAUGGCUUCAACCACCAAAACCGACAUGUUCACCAAUAAAAAUGUUCCAUGAUGUCGAUUUCUGGGAAAAACUAAAUACAAAGGAUUAUAAUAAAAUAACGUUUGCUAACAGUGGUUACAAGACAAAUCUAAAUGAAAAUGAAAUUGCUUUUGAUGCUGCUGAUAUGAUGCGCAUGGGAAAGGAUGUGUUCUAUAAAAAAUCUGCAUCAGCAAAUAAUGAAGGUUUAUAUUGGCUUCGUCGCACAUUUCCUCAUCUUCGUUUUCACAUGUUGCAUUUUCCAACUGAUGGUAGUUAUCAUUUGGAUGCUUCCCUUGUACCAUUACGACCACCAACGUCAGGUUCACAUGGUCUUGUACUUAUUAAUCAAGAUUAUCCGCCAUUAGCAAGUGAAAUGAAGCUGUUCACUGAUAACGAUUGGCGUCCAAUAUGGGCACCUUUAUAUUCGACCAAAGAGGUGCCACCACUCGCAUUGUGCACAAGCAACCUUCAUAUGAAUUUACUUUCACUCAGUGAUCGUUGUGUAGUAAUCGAAGAAUGUGAAACGGCACUCUACCGACUAUUACAUGAUGAACUUGGAUUCGAUGUUAUUACAUGUCCUCUUCGAGUACUUAAUGAAUUUGGCGGUGGUCUUCAUUGCGUAACAUGGGAUAUUCGUCGACAAGAUUCAUGUACUGAUUACUUUCCGAAUCAAAAUUAUGAGUCCGAAUGUCAAUUGGAUCUUGACAACUAUUAUGAUAAAACAUUAUUCUCAAACGUUAAUGAGCAAAAGCCUUAA
Adineta steineri is the source of this 1380-nucleotide messenger RNA. Lineage: Eukaryota; Metazoa; Rotifera; Eurotatoria; Adinetida; Adinetidae. The record is from the annotation of a GenBank genome assembly.